AUGGAUUUCAUUGUUGACCUUCCUUCGUCCAACAACCAUAAUACCAUCCUGGUAGUUGUGGAUUUACUCACCAAGAUGGCUCAUUUUAUCCCUUAUAAGAAACUACCCACUUCAGCAGAAAGAGCAGAAUUAUUCUUAAACCAUGUGGUUCGAUACAUCACUAUGAUCCUUCUAUCAGCCCUUUGUGUUCUUGCUGCAGUCAUGUCCGAGACACAGAGUUAUGAGGGCGGCACUCCAGGAUGUCACCUUCAUCCAUUUAAUGUCACUAUUAGGAGCGACCGUAGAGGGACAUGCAGGGGGACACAGCUCAUUCAUGCCUGCGUGGGACACUGUGAGUCCAGUGCUUUCCCAUCCAAAUAUUCAGUGUUGGUGGCCAGUGGAUUUAAACAUAAUAUAACAUCUGUAUCACAGUGCUGCACCAUCAGUAAGAUGCAGAAGGUUAAGGUCCGGCUGCAUUGUGGAGGAUCCCGUCGCGAGGAAAUAGAAAUUGGCACCGCCAAGGAAUGCCAGUGUGAUAUGUGCCGUUUAUCCCGAUAUUAAGUUUUGCACUAAAUUCUACAACAUGACAAACCUAGA
Bombina bombina (fire-bellied toad) is the source of this 576-nucleotide messenger RNA. It is a transcript of the gene GPHA2, whose product is annotated as glycoprotein hormone subunit alpha 2. Gene Ontology annotation, biological process: cell surface receptor signaling pathway. Gene Ontology annotation, cellular component: extracellular region. NCBI's taxonomy places the organism in Eukaryota, Metazoa, Chordata, Amphibia, Anura, Bombinatoridae. The transcript has 4 exons. The coding region runs from base 1 to 540 and encodes 179 amino acids. Gene Ontology annotation, molecular function: hormone activity; hormone receptor binding. The record is from RefSeq and is a predicted model, not a curated record.